Molecule: messenger RNA, 603 nt
Organism: Morchella sextelata
Lineage: Eukaryota; Fungi; Ascomycota; Pezizomycetes; Pezizales; Morchellaceae
Exons: 2
Coding region: 1-603 (200 amino acids)
Source: RefSeq, a predicted model, not a curated record
AUGGCCACCAAUCCAGCCCAUUCGCUCGAAGCCGAUCUCGCUGUAAUUACCAACUGGCUCCAAGCAGACUCCGCAACCGUCAUGCAGGGAGUGGAAUCUACCCUUACCCCCGAAACAGUCACCGCGGCUGUCGCCAAUGUCGACGCUUUUGCCGAAACCGCUGCUGUCGACCCUACUACAGCUGCUGUUGGCAGCGCUGCUUCCGUCAAGGAGGGGCCUCUCCCACCUGCUGUUCCGCGCUCUAUUGGUGACAUCGACUACACUACGACCGGAGGACCUAGCGGUGUUUCGCACGAUGAGAGUGACGCCAGCGACGAGAGCUACGAGAGCGAGGACUGCAAUUGUGUCGAGUGCACCGAGCCUUCUAAAAAGCGUGUCCGCAGGUCCACCCACGACUCUCCCACUCCAGAAACUGAAGCCCGGAUACGAAGCUUUGACUUCAUGGGCGAGAUCUACAGUGUACCCUACAACGACGUCACUGAAGCCGGCUCCCACUUCCUGCGGAACAUGGUGCUCGCGAGCAGGAACGCGGUUUCGCGUGAUGGGAAGGAUAGCACCCGCUAUGAUUUCGCACUUGGGUUUGGAGGCCGGAUUGAGUUGUAG